This is a messenger RNA of Drosophila ananassae, 1416 nucleotides long. RefSeq names its product alpha-(1,6)-fucosyltransferase-like. Gene Ontology annotation, biological process: protein N-linked glycosylation. The coding region runs from base 196 to 870 and encodes 224 amino acids. The record is from RefSeq and is a predicted model, not a curated record. Gene Ontology annotation, molecular function: alpha-(1->6)-fucosyltransferase activity; protein binding. Lineage: Eukaryota; Metazoa; Arthropoda; Insecta; Diptera; Drosophilidae. The transcript has 2 exons.
ACGCUGCGCAUUUUCGGAAUCAGCGUUCAAAUUCCCAUCGAACCGCGUCCCCCGUACCUGCCGCUCGCCGUGCCCGAGGACUUGGCACCGCGUCUGAAGCGCCUCCAUGGUGACCCUAUUGUCUGGUGGGUUGGCCAGUUCCUUAAAUAUCUGCUCCGUCCGCAGACAACGACACGGGACUUUCUUACCGCCGGUAUGCGAAACUUGGGCUGGGAGAGGCCCAUUGUCGGCGUCCAUGUGCGUCGAACGGACAAGGUGGGCACGGAGGCAGCCUGCAACAGCGUGGAGGAGUAUAUGACCCGUGUGGAGGACUACUACCGCACACUGGAGGUGAACGGAACGAGCGUUGUACGUCGCAUCUUUCUCGCCUCGGACGAUGCCCUGGUGAUUGAGGAGGCGCGCCGAAAAUAUCCAGAGUAUCAGAUCAUCGGUGAUCCGGAGGUGGCACGCAUGGCAUCAGUUUCCACGCGCUAUACGGACACAGCGCUGAACGGCAUCAUUCUGGACAUACACCUGCUCUCGAUGUCCGACCACUUGGUGUGUACCUUCUCGUCCCAGGUGUGCCGUGUCGCCUACGAGAUUAUGCAAACGAUGUACCCAGAUGCGGCACACCGGUUCAAGUCGCUGGACGACAUUUACUACUACGGAGGUCAGAACGCGCACAAUCGCCGUGUCGUUAUCGCGCACAAGCCCCGUUCGCACGAGGAUCUGCAGCUGCGCGUCGGCGAUCUUGUGUCCGUGGCUGGUAAUCAUUGGGAUGGUAACUCCAAAGGAAAGAACACGCGCACCAAUCAAGGCGGCCUAUUCCCAUCCUUCAAAGUGGAGGAGAAAGUGGACACCGCCAAGCUACCGCUCUAUCCGGGCGUUUAGUUGGAUAUAUAUAUAUAUAUAUAUUUAUAUAAAAUGACAAAGAACCCAGUUGGUCGGUUAGUCCGCCAUGUUGUUGAUUGAAUCUGUGAAUCUAUUGAAUCUCUUUAGCCGCAUUCCACCCGGUAUCCUACGCCGCCCGGUGCACUUCGGUUCAGCAUUUCCAGAAUCUCAACCAGAUAUCUCUAGCUCUAUGUCUCGAAUAAUAAUUCGUAUGUUCUGUUCAUCUGUGCUUCUUCGUGUUCGUCUAGAUUUUUAUGCCCUGGAUCUGAUUCGGAUUCUGAUACUGAUUCUGAUUCUGCAUUUGUACAAGUCUUUUUAUUAUUUAUAAGUCGAAAGCCGAAGAAAUUAUGUUGACAAGAAUAUACAUUUAAAACAAAGAAACAAAGUAUAUAUAUAAAGAAAUUAUAUAUAGGAGUGCAUGUAGGUUCACUAAGCGCAAUAUAGUCUAUCACCUGUAAAAUAGUUGAAAAAGAUAAGAGAACGUAAAAAAACAAAAUCUGAUUACUUCAAUAGCAAAAGGAAUAAAUAGAAAUGUUUUAAAAAGAA